UGACCCGCGUCCCGGACGCCAACGGCGGCGGCGGCGGCGGAGGCGACCGGGUCGCGGCGCCACCAUGGCGGUGCGACAGGCGCUGGGCCGCGGCCUGCAGCUGGGCCGGGCGAUGCUGCUGCGCUUCGCCGCCAAGCCCUGCCCGGUCUACGGCUGGAAGCGGCCCGAGCGGCCGUUCCCCGUGGCGGUGUGGGGCCGCGGGGAGCGUCCGGCGGGCCGGGCGGCGGGGCGAGGCUCCGGGCCGCGCGGCCUGCGGCUCGGCCUCCCCGACCGCUACCGCUUCUUCCGCCAGUCGGUGGCCGGGCUGGCGGCGCGGCUGCAGCGCCAGUUCCUGGUGCGCGCCCGGGGCGGCGCGGGCCCCUGCGGACGGGCUGUCUUCCUGGCCUUCGGGCUCGGCCUCGGCCUCAUCGAGGAGAGGCAGGCGGAGGGCCGGCGGGCGGCCUCGGCCUGUCAGGAGAUCCAGGAAAUUUUCACCCAGAAAAGCAAACUGCUGCCUGACCCUCUGGACACGCGCCGCUGGCAGGGCUUCCGGCUGGAGGAGUACCUGAUUGGGCAGUCCAUUGGCAAGGGCUGCAGCGCUGCUGUGUAUGAAGCCACCGUGCCCGUGUUGCCCCGGGCCCCGGGAGUGGCAAAGGGCACGAAGCUUUUUCCGGGCAAGGGCCCAGACGUGGUUCCGCAAGAAGAGGCAGAGAGAACCCCGGCAGCCCCUGCCUUCCCCUUGGCCAUCAAGAUGAUGUGGAACCUCUCGGCUGGCUCUUCCAGCGAGGCCAUUUUUAGCACCAUGAGCCAGGAGCUGGUCCCAGCUAGUCGAGUGGCCUUGGCCGGAGAGUAUGGAGCAGUCACAUUCAGAAAAUCAAAGGGAGGCCGAAAGCAACUGAGCCCUCACCCCAACGUCAUCCGUGUCUUCCGCGCCUUCACCUCCUCGGUCCCACUGCUGCCAGGCGCCCUGGUCGACUACCCUGAUGUGCUGCCCCCACGCCUUCACCCCGAAGGCCUGGGCCAUGGGCGGACUCUCUUCCUGGUGAUGAAGAACUACCCCUGUACCCUGCGCCAGUACCUCCGAGAGAACACCCCCAGCCCCCGCCUCGCAACUGUGAUGACACUGCAGCUCUUAGAAGGCGUUGACCACCUGGUUCAGCAGGGCGUUGCACACAGGGACUUAAAAUCUGACAACAUUCUUGUGGAGUUGGAUGCAGACGGCUGCCCUUGGCUGGUGAUCACAGACUUUGGUUGUUGCCUGGCUGACGAGCGAGUUGGCCUGCAGCUGCCCUUCACCAGCUGGUAUGUGGAUCGAGGCGGAAACGGCUGCCUGAUGGCUCCUGAGGUGUCCACGGCCUGCCCUGGCCCCAAGGCGGUGAUUGACUACAGCAAGGCCGAUGCCUGGGCAGUGGGAGCACUCGCCUACGAGAUCUUCGGACUCUCCAAUCCCUUCUACGGCCAGGGCAAGGCCCACCUUGAAAGCCGCAGUUACCAAGAAGCUCAGCUGCCUUCGCUGCCGGAGUCGGCGCCUCUGGAAGUUAGACAGUUGGUCCGGUCCCUGCUCCAGCGAGAGGCCAGCAAGAGACCAUCUGCCCGAGUCGCUGCCAAUGUGCUUCACUUAAGUCUCUGGGGUGAUCACACUCUAGCCCUGAAGAGUCUAAAACUAGACAAGAUGAUUGGCUGGCUCCUUCAGCAGUCGGCUGCCACUCUGUUGGCCGACAGACUGACAGAGAAGAGCUGUGUGGAAACGAAGAUGAAGAUGCUGUUUCUAGCCAACCUGGAGUAUGAAACGCUGUGCCAGGCCGCCCUCCUCCUCUACUCCUGGAGGGCAGCGCUGUGAUCCUCGCCGCUCACAGAAUCACUAAAAGAACUUAGAAGCAUCCGUGUGAUGGUGUGUGAAUGCUGAGGGAAGGGCUCCGAGGUGUUAGGGCGGGAGGCAGGAGAAAAGACAGGGUGGAAAGGCUACUCAGCCUACAAGAAGGCCUCAGGUCUGGCCAGUGGCAGGAACAAAGCUCCUGAUCUGUAACUACUAACUCAGCCACAACUUUGGAUGCGUUGCAGAAGCUGUGCGGACCAAAUUUACACAAAAAUCUACGUAUAAAGAAACCGGUCUAGAUAUUUGCUGGCAAACUUACUUCUGUAGAUACCGGAUCAUAAAUACUUUAGGUUGUCACUGCUACCCCACACUGUCUCUGUAGCAUAAAAAGAGACAGAUCUGUACAAAAGAACAGGUGUGGCUAGGUGCAGAGGCAGCUUUUUUAACGGAUGCUGAAAUUUUAAUCUCAUGCAUCACUAAACAGCCUUUUAAUUUCUCCAUUACUUGGAAACAAAAACCAUGUUUAGCCUGCAGGCAGCCCAGAAAAGGGCAGCAGGCCAAACUGUCCUGUAGCCAUAGUUUAUAUCCCUAGUACAGAUGAAGGAAUUCAGAGGGUCUCUUUAAAAAUAGGGCCGGCAUGAUAGCUCAAGUGAUAGGGCACACGCCUAGCAUGGACAGGACCGAAGUUCAACCAACAGUCCCACAUAGCUGCCUCCAACAUCAUUGGGGAAGGCCCUGGUGGCCCCCAGUAUCACUGGGUGUGGCCCUGGUGACCCCCAAGCAUCACUGGCUCAAGAAGCCAAACUUUGGGCAGUGGCUAUGGACCCUUGGACUGCCAAGUAUGGCCCCAAUAAAAAUAAACACAAGGGCCAGAGCAAUAUUACAGGACAUGUUGCCAGCCCCGGUUCAAUCCCUGGCACCACAUGGUCCCAGAGCAUAUCUGGAUUCAGUCCUGGAAGCCCCCCUGAGCAUUAGUGGGUGUGGCCCUGAAGGCCCCCAAGCACCACAGGGGUGGCCAAAUAAUUCCUAGGCACCACAGGACCUGAGCAACUCCGCAUCCUUGGGCCCUUGCAUUAAACCACAAGCCCAGCUUGGAUGGCAAGAAUCUGUACCAAGAGGAGCCCCCCGUAUAUAAGAAACAACUAAUCAGGCCCCUUUGUAUAUCUAUAUUGUAAAUGUGGUCAGAUCUCUAUUCACAUCCAAAGACGAGUUCUCUGCACCAGCGAGACACUCAGAUGUUCACUGCAACCAAGAAGCCCUGUCCUGACUUCACAGAGCUCUGAGGGCUCAUGGCCAAGCUGGGCAAUAAGGUAAUGGACUGAGGAGAGUUAAGACUUCAGACCAAGGCAUGGCAAUGUGACAUCUGUCCCUCUAGGAAUGGACGGUGGCUCCUUUAAAAGAGGGGGCCAUGACGUGUUUGCCUGUAGGCUAGCUAAAAUGAACACUGGCACAGGUCAGCAAGUUCAGUGAGGAAGGUCAGCACCAGAAGAAGCAUGCCUCCAAGUAGGGCAGAGUAGGGCACCUUCUUUCAUGCAUCUGGACUGUCUGAGGGGGUGGGAGGAAGCACUUCUAUAGCCUCCUCCAGCUACUGAAAUGACCAGCAGGAUAAACUGAUGAAAUUAACAGGGUUGUGUUUUAAACUUGUUCGUUUCCUUCUAGCAUUUCUUGCAGAAAUAAAAUGCAAAUUUUAACAGAC
Molecule: messenger RNA, 3491 nt
Organism: Sorex araneus (European shrew)
Lineage: Eukaryota; Metazoa; Chordata; Mammalia; Eulipotyphla; Soricidae
Gene: PINK1
Product: PTEN induced kinase 1
Exons: 8
Coding region: 65-1819 (584 amino acids)
Biological process (GO): protein phosphorylation; positive regulation of mitochondrial fission; regulation of apoptotic process
Cellular component (GO): mitochondrion
Molecular function (GO): protein serine/threonine kinase activity; ATP binding
Source: RefSeq, a predicted model, not a curated record